Macrosiphum euphorbiae (potato aphid) is the source of this 528-nucleotide messenger RNA. The record is from the annotation of a GenBank genome assembly. Lineage: Eukaryota; Metazoa; Arthropoda; Insecta; Hemiptera; Aphididae.
AUGAUACAAAAUGGUUCCUUUAUUGUUCAUCUUCAUAUUAUAAAUUAUGUAUUGGGUAUCACCAAUAUUUUAAGCAAUAAAUUGCAAAAUACAAAUGGGACAUUAGGUGAAGCAGCUUGUCUAAUUAAUGGAAUUAUAAAUACAUUUGAAAAUAGUAGAAAUUCAGAUUCACACUCAGAUGUUUGGAAUGCAAUAGUCACAUUUUCUCUUGAAAAUAACAUAGAUUUGGAAAUGCCUUCGACAAUAGCUACAUUAUCAAAAAGAAAAAGACAAGAGCCUGCUGCAUUAAAGAAUUUUCAUGUUACAACAACCACUGGUGCAGACGAUGGAGGUAUUCAAUAUGAGGAUAAUGUCAAAGAAUAUUGGAAAAAACAUGCUUUCUAUCCUGUGAUUGAUAGUAUUUUAGUUAACAUGAAACACAGAUUUUCACCAGAAAGUCUAAAACUGGCCAUAUCAAUUGAUAACUUCAUUAAUCUAGAAUACAAACAAAGUGACAUUUUUGUAAACCAGUAUAAAGUAAAUUAUUAA